Messenger RNA from Liolophura sinensis, 2075 nucleotides. Its product is annotated as RNA-binding region-containing protein 3-like. Gene Ontology annotation, biological process: mRNA splicing, via spliceosome. The record is from RefSeq and is a predicted model, not a curated record. The transcript has 14 exons. Gene Ontology annotation, cellular component: U12-type spliceosomal complex. NCBI's taxonomy places the organism in Eukaryota, Metazoa, Mollusca, Polyplacophora, Chitonida, Chitonidae. The coding region runs from base 15 to 1466 and encodes 483 amino acids. Gene Ontology annotation, molecular function: protein binding; pre-mRNA intronic binding; U12 snRNA binding.
CAUCAAUUAUCACCAUGGCCACACCUGAAAACACGCUUUUGGUGCGUCAUCUUCCAAGUGAACUGACAUCUGUUGAGAAGGAGGGACUACUUCGUCAUUUUCAUGCGCAGAAAGUAACAGUCAUGGUAACCAGCGGGAGAAUGAAAAACACAGCCUUUGCCACAUUUGACAGCCCUGAAGCAGCUAAAAAGGCCUUACAGAGGUUACACCAGCUGAAAGUUUUGGGGUCAGUUUUGGUUGUGGAGUUUGCCAAAAGUGCUGACCAGAAACACUUCCCCAAACUGUCAGAUCCUCCUCAAAGACCCGUUGUUGGUAAAGAGAAGGAAGAUAAACCAGAAGAGUUAUCUCCCCCUGAAAUCCAGCAGUGGAAGCCCCAGCAGGAUGAGGUGUACGAAAAGCAUGGCAUUGACUACCCACGAAACCCAAAUCUUCAUUAUCUCUACCCACAGCCGACGGUGUCGAUUCUCACCAACAUAGCCAAUGCUUUAGCAGGGUGCCCAAAGUUUUAUGUCCAGGUAUUACAUUUGAUGAACAAGAUGAAUCUGCCUGCUCCAUUUGGUCCUGUUACGACAACACCACCUAUUCCAUCUGGAGAUGAAGUCAUUGAUAGACCUGACAUUUUGGAAAUGGAGGAAAUGGAUGUCUCAAGCACGGAGGAAUCUGAAAUUGAAAGUGAAGAAGAUGACAGGCCCAAACCUAGUCAGCCUGUAAUGAAAAGACCAGCAAGAGCCAAUCCCAACAAAGUCAGAAAGCGGAGAAAAUUGGUGAUCCCUGUGCCUCAAGAAAUAACUGCUCCCCGACCCCCUGGAGUCCUUGUUAUCUCCACUAGCGAAAUGUUCGAACAGCCUCAGCAACAACAACAGCCGAAAAAGAUUCAGUUGAUUUUACCCUCCAGUGUACAGAGUGAUGAUGUUGAGAAGGAAGGUGAAGAGAAAACAGAGGGAAUCAGUACAAGGGUUGUGCCAACUGAGCCAGAGGUGGAAGUGGGCGGGUUUGGGAAACUAGAACCUGUUCCACAGCCGGAAGAACCUGCUGAAGAUGAUGCUGAGGAUGAACUGAGAGUGGACAAGUCCAAGUUUGUCAGCUCUGACCAGCUGCGUAGAGGAAGAAUAUCCAGUGAAGAAAUGAAAACGUCAUCUGUGUUCAGAAAUUACCAGGCAGGGGAGCCCACGACACGACUGUACAUCAAAAAUCUCAGCAAGCAAACAACUGAGGAGGACUUGCUCUACAUAUUUGGACGAUACGUGGAUUUGGAGUCAGAGGAAGUUAAGGACAUGUGGGACAUUCGUCUGAUGAAGGAAGGUCGGAUGAAAGGUCAGGCUUUCAUCACUUACCCGUCGGAGAAGCCUGCCAAACGGGCCGUGAGAGACGUCAACGGUUACAUUCUACAUGGCAGACCCAUGGUGGUUCAAUUUGCUCGAUCAGCCAAACCCAAACAACCUGAGGAUGCGAAACCGCUAAGAUGACCAAGGGAGACAACUUGUUCAAGAUUCUAUUCCCUUCCUUUUUUUGUACACGAAUAUUUACUGAAUAAAUUUAUGUGUGAAGGCACAUUUUUGCUUUGUUACAUAGUGAUUGAGACGAAGAGUUUACUAGAGGGGUCUGCGAUGGAAAUGCAGGUAUAUUUUGAAGGAAAACUGUGAAUUGCUGAGACACAGGAGGUGUAGACAUUUAUAUUGGGCAGGGAAUUUGUAGACUCUCUCACUGCUUGUGGGCCUUUGGUAACAAAAGCCGGUCGCUUUCACUCCUGGGCAUUUGCGUUGCGCUAUGAAGUAUCCACCUGUGUUGUUUUUUUUAAUUUCUACAUUCAUAAACCUGCCUACUAUAUGGUCCGUGGCCGAUGGGGUUAUCACUCCAGCGCGGCGCAAUGUCCCCGGAGCCUCUCACCAAUGUGAUCGCUGUGAGUUCAAGUCCAGGUCACGCGGGCUUCCUCUUUUGCCGUAGGCGGGAAGAUCUUCCAGCAAACUGCAGAUAAUCGUGGGUUUCUCCCGGGGCUCCGCCCGGUUUCCUCCCAUGAUAAUGCUGACCGCCAUCGUAUAAGUGAAAUACUCUUGAGUACGACGUAAAACAUCAAU